This is a messenger RNA of Wyeomyia smithii (pitcher-plant mosquito), 1445 nucleotides long. RefSeq names its product gustatory receptor for sugar taste 64c-like. Gene Ontology annotation, biological process: detection of chemical stimulus involved in sensory perception of taste; sensory perception of sweet taste. The record is from RefSeq and is a predicted model, not a curated record. The coding region runs from base 138 to 1295 and encodes 385 amino acids. Gene Ontology annotation, cellular component: membrane. NCBI's taxonomy places the organism in Eukaryota, Metazoa, Arthropoda, Insecta, Diptera, Culicidae. The transcript has 6 exons. Gene Ontology annotation, molecular function: sweet taste receptor activity.
CUUUGGGGGGUCAAAAUUUGCACCGAUUCCGGCUUCCAUGGUUUGGUUCGCAUCGGGUCAAACCGGGCAACAGUUUUGAGGGGAGUUUCCAUCAGGCUGUUGCUCCUGUUUUAUUUCUAGGUCAAUGUUUCACACUCAUGCCGGUGGUGGGCAUCUUCAGUUGCAACCCAAGGGCGGUUCGAUUUAAGCUGCUUAGUUUACGUUUUCUCUACGCAAUGCUGUACAUCGUAGUUGGUGGUUUUUACGUGGUCAUUGCUUGUAGAAGAUGCAUUCUCAAGGGCUUGAAUGUGAGCUACUUCGGAGAUGUCGUUUACAUGGUAGUGGUUUACAGUACUGCGAUACUAUUUUUCUUUGCUGCCUUCAGCUGGCAUGAAGUGCUGAAAGAAUUUAGUAAUUGUGAAGCACUUCUACUGAACGAAAGCUAUCGACGGGUUACUUUGCUAUCAAUGAGAUGGAAUUUGGCUUGGAAAAUGCGAACGAUGGUUUUUGGGCUUUUGGUGUUGGCCAUUAUCGAAGACUCGUUGCACUACUAUGCGGCUUACGAAGAAAAUAUAGUCCAAAUGCAGUUUUGCAAUCGAACAAACAUAAGUUUCUGGACCAACUUCUAUAUGCGUGAACAUCCGCAGGUCUUCCAACAACUUCCGGUGAAUGUGGGUUCGAUGCUGCUUGUCGAGUGGAUCAAUAAGUGCAUGCGAUAUACUUGGACUUAUUUGGACAUGUUCAUUAUUUCGUUCAGCUUCGGAGUGCAGUUUCGUUACGGUCAAAUCUACUACCGUUUGAUUAGUGCAGAGGGAGGUAGCUAUCCGUUGAACUAUUGGCGGGAUAUAAGGAAGGACUAUGUGGCCGUUUCACAACUAGUUGCUUUUUUGGACGAAAAGUUUGGCCAUCUGAUUCUACUGGCUUGCGCUAACGAUAUGUACUUCAUAGCGACGCAACUGUUCAAUGGUUUUCAACGACGACCGGCAUUCGCAACAAUGGUUUAUUUUUGGUACUCACUGACGCUUUUAAUUUUUCGUACAGUGUGUAUGCUUUACGUCGGUUCCGGAGUGCACGUGGCAUCUAUGAGCCCGUUGAAUAUUUUGCGUAAUGUGCCAUCUAAAUAUUGGGGAAUUGAUCUUCAACGAUUGACAGAUGAUGUAGCCGCUGGGGAUAAUAAGUUGUCCGGCAAAAAAUUCUUCUAUUUGAAGAGACAGAUUAUAUUGGCGAUGGCCGGAACCCUGGUAACCUACGAGCUGGUGCUGAUGGAUCAGGUCAAGCAAGCACCCGAUCUGACGAAGGAUUGUGUUCUGUUUUGAAGUAGCACCAGUGCAGAAACAGCUGGUUGUGUUCUCACCAUUUGUCAUGUUAUUCCCACGUUGCCUGUAAAGUAAAUUGCACCUUGCAGCUUAGAGCAAUUAGUCUUAGUGCAAAAACACUACUUCACCGCGUUGAUGUAAAUACGCCCA